Drosophila teissieri is the source of this 1409-nucleotide messenger RNA. RefSeq names its product syntaxin-18 (gene Syx18). Gene Ontology annotation, cellular component: endoplasmic reticulum; SNARE complex. The transcript has 2 exons. NCBI's taxonomy places the organism in Eukaryota, Metazoa, Arthropoda, Insecta, Diptera, Drosophilidae. Gene Ontology annotation, biological process: retrograde vesicle-mediated transport, Golgi to endoplasmic reticulum. The coding region runs from base 83 to 1270 and encodes 395 amino acids. The record is from RefSeq and is a predicted model, not a curated record.
CGAAACGAACGGCCACACUGCGCUAGACCGAUGAUGUGGAUUUAAAAGUUAAAUAGUUUAAACUUAGUUAUAGCAAAUAGCUAUGGACAUCACCCAGAGCUUCAAGGCCAGUGUAAUGACGGUGCGCCUGCAGCGCAAGGCCGAGUUGGCCGGCAAGGCGAAACCGGCCACAGCGCCCACAAAAACUGGACCAACUGGCCCAAAGGAUGACUUCGCCAAGCAGGCGAAGGAGGUGUGCAACAAGAUCACUUCGCUGCGCAAUGUGCUGAUCGAGAACCGCACCGCCUACAUGCGCAUUGGCCAGCACCUGAAGUCCGCCGCGCACAUGACCGACGCCCAGCGGGAUCUGAUUGAUCGCGAGUCGGAGAAGUUUGUCACUUUCUACACGCAGCACCUGGCCAAGAUGCGCAGCGAUUGGAAGAGCGCCAAGCGGAAGCCGCAGGAGCGUCAGCACAUCGAUGCCGUGCUGGACCUGCUGGUCAGCUAUUUGCACAGCGUGGAACAGAUCUAUCUGGAUCAAAAGAAGUACCGGGUGCAGCACGAAUUGGAGACGUAUAAGCUGCUCAAGUUGGCGGCGGACAAAAAGAAGAUACCAGUACGUCCGGCGGGCAGCAACAGUGGCAAGCUGGGUAGGCGCCAGGUCAGCAACGAUGACAGCGAUGCCACGCAGUCUUCUCCACAAGCAAAUGGCAAUCACGAUGAAUCCGCCGACAACGAUUGGGCUAACGACGGCUGGGGCGACUGGGAUGAGGACGAGGAAGGCGUCGAGGUGGAUGAUCACGAUGGCCAGGAGGAGAAGGAAGCCAACCAGGCCAAUCAACACAAACCACGUACGCGCAAACGAAGCAAGCCCAACAGAUCGGCUCUGAACGACUCAUCCGCCAAGGUGGCUCUGGAUGAGGAGCUCCAGAAGCAGCAGGAGGCCGACGAUGACGAUCCCCUAAGCGCCGAGGAUGUGCAGCUCUUCGAGGCGGAGAACGUGCACAUCUACAACUUUCUGCAGGGCGUCUCCGAGGAGGUGGAGCAGAUUGGAAAGAACGUGGUGGACAUUGCCCAACUGCAGGACAUUUUCACCGAAAAGGUCGCCAUGCAACAGCACAAUAUCGACAGGAUAGUUAGUGCCGUCGUGGGUACCACGGAAAACGUCAAGGACGCCAACGAGCAAAUCCGCCAAGCCACUCAGCGAAAUGCAGGGCUACGCGUGUGGUCGCUGUUCUUCCUGCUGGUCAUGUCGUUCUCCCUGCUCUUCUUGGACUGGUACUACGAUUAAGUGAAGGCCCCAAACUUUAUGUGUAACACCUUUAAGGAUUGAGAAAUGCAAACAUGUUUUGUUAUCGUUUGAUCGCACUAAAAGCAUAAUUUGUUUAUUACAUAAUUUAUAAAUAAAAGGAAAAUAUUUGUAUAGGUUA